Molecule: messenger RNA, 1202 nt
Organism: Gossypium arboreum
Lineage: Eukaryota; Viridiplantae; Streptophyta; Magnoliopsida; Malvales; Malvaceae
Product: BTB/POZ domain-containing protein At1g01640-like
Exons: 5
Coding region: 83-1003 (306 amino acids)
Molecular function (GO): protein binding
Source: RefSeq, a predicted model, not a curated record
AACCGCAGUAGCCACUGCAAAGAGUUAUUGUUUUUUAAUCUAAAACGAUCGGAAGGAAGUAGGAAAUAAAAAAGAGAAAGAAAUGUUUCCUCCUCCAUCAUUCGGCUCUUCAUCUUCUGCCGGCUCCGGUUUUAGCCUUUCAGGUUUAGCAUCCGCCUCUGGACCCCCUUCAUCAACUUCAAGCUUUUCUGGAACAACUGAUACUUUUGGGUUUGGGUUUCGAGAUUCUUCCCAAUCAUCACCCAGUAGAAGCGCAAAGUCAACUGUCACUACACCCGUGAACGAGAAACCAUUGAUCGAUACUGAAGAUGAUUUGAUAAAGAGAAUAAGUUUCUUAAGUGGAUUUAUGGUUGCUUUCAAGGACCAAAUUCACACUGAUAUAAAGCUUAAGCCUAACAAUGGCCCCUGCAUUUCAGCGCACAAAUCUUUACUGGCAGCAAGAUCAGAAAUCUUUAAGAACAUACUAAACUCAGACGACUGCAAGGCUCCACUGACCGAUACUGAUACGAUCACUCUAUCAGAGUUAAGCACCGAAGAGCUCAAGUCCUUCCUAGAGUUUCUUUACACUGGGGAUUUGCCUGCCGAUAAGUUUAAGAAGCAUGUUUAUGCGUUAUGUGUUGCAGCUGAUAAGUAUGAGAUUCCGUACUUACAAGAGUCGUGCGAGCGAUACAUGCUGAAUUCCUUGAAUGCAUCGAACGCUCUCGAUUUUUUAGAUAUAUCGAAUUUGCAUUCGAAGAAGAAACUGAAGGAAACAACUUUGAACUUCAUCGUCCGGAACAUGAAGAGCAUAGUUUUGUCGCAGAAGUAUGAAGAAUUUGCAUUUAGCAACCCCCAUCUUUCUCUUGAGGUUACAAGGGCGUUUGCUGAGGUUAGACCUGAUAAUGGGUCAGGCCAUCUAGCCUGGUUCGAAAACUCGCCGAAAUUUGAAAAAAAUGUAGACUCGGAAUAUAGUGCUAGAAACCUCGUAAAGAUUCGUUCUAAAAAUAGGCAUCGCCUCAGAUAAGGCAUUUUGGCACAGGCCAAGUCCGAUCCGAAUUCACUAAAAGACAAUUAGAAUUUUACUCUUUCUUUUAAUGUUAUUUUUUUGUUAUUUUCUUCCUAUUUUGCUACCAUUUUACUAUUAUGUUAUUAUUUAUUUUUGUUAUUGUUUGGAUAUUGUAUAAAAUUUAUUUUUUGUUAAUUUUGUUAUUAUUUUAAAGGCA